AUGGCGCUCUCAGAACCAUCUUUCGACUACGACCCCUUUCACGCGUACGACCAUGACCGCGAGGCUAAAGAAACUUCGUUCGCAAGCCUUCUGGGAGUUGCAGCCCGAGCCAUCAAGCUUCGCUCCCACAGCCCAGCAGAUAUGGACCCCGUCCCAAUGCACCAGCGAAGCUGGACCAUGUGGGAUUAUACGUCAUACUGGCUGUCAGACGGUUUCAAUGUCGCUACCUGGAACAUGGCUUCGUCUAUGCUGGCUGUUGGUUUAUCUUGGAAACAAGCGCUCCCCGCGAUUGCUAUAGGUCACUUUAUCAUCGCUCUUGCAGUAACGGCGAAUGGAACGAUUGGAGCAAGACUUCAUAUUCCUUUUCCUGUACUCAACCGUAGCUCGUUUGGUUAUUGGCUCUCAUAUUUUUCGGUGAUCAGCCGAUGUGUACUGGCCAUGUUUUGGUUUGGCUUACCGGAAUCAGCCAAUAUUACAACUGUUGAUAUGAUGUGCUACUUCUUUUAUUGGCUCAUUCAACUCCCGUUCUUAUUGAUUUCGCCUCACAAGAUUCGAUACCUUUUUAUCGCGAAGGCCGUUCUAGCUCCAGUAACAGGUCUGUCCAUGAUGACAUGGGCAUUCGUUAAGACCGGAGGGGGUCCCAUUUUUGAGCAAAAGGCCACAAUAUCAGGCUCGGCACUGAGUUGGGCAAUGUUAUCUGCCAUGAAUUCUGCGAUUGGGAACUAUGCUACGUUGUCUGUGAAUAUUCCUGACUUCACGCGAUAUGCUCGAAGCCCUCGGGAUCAAUAUAUACAGGUUUUAAUUAUUCCAGUUAUAUUUACGUUUUUUGCUUUUAUGGGCAUUGCGGUUACCAGCGCCGGGAACGUAAUUUACGGAGAGAUACUCUGGAACCCUCUCACCCUCAUUGACCAUUGGGAUAAUCGAGCAGCAGCUUUCUUCGCGUCAUUUGUAUUUUGCUUGGCUACUAUUGGAACCAAUGUUUCUGCAAACUCUAUCAGCGCAGCUAAUGACUUUACAGCCCUCCUCCCAAAGGCAGGCCGCUUGUGGUUGAAUAUCAAACGGGGACAGAUUUUAUGCGCCUUGAUCGGAGGAUGGGUUGUUUGUCCGUGGGAAAUUCUAGGGAGUGCUAUUGGGUUUCUUAAUUUUAUGGGAGGCUACACUGUCUUCUUGGGACCAAUUUGUAGUAUCAUGAUCGUAGAUUAUUGGCUUGUGCACAAAGGAAACAUUGAUAUACCAGCGCUUUAUGAUCCCAAGGGGCGAUAUAGAUAUGUUGGUGGUGUGAACUGGCGUGCGCUGUUGGCCCUUUGCGUGUCAGUUCCUCCUAAUCUUCCAGGUCUCAUCCACUCGAUCAACCCCAAAAUAGAUGUGGGUUUGGGAGGACAGCAUUUAUUCAGCAUCGCUUGGCUGCUUGGUUUCUCUCUUGCAGGAGUAACUUAUUUUAUCACUUCAACACUGUUCCCUCCCAGGGAGACCAUGGUUGACGAACUUAUUACGGGCGACGAUCAAACUAGCCAGUCUAAUGACCUCGAGAAUGUUACCGACGAGAAACACAACUUGGCGGAUGAUAUCCACUCUGUUGAGAACGGAGGGCCUCGUCCUAAAAGUAGGGCCUCGGAAAGGACUCCGCUUUUGGCACAAGCUGGACCAAGUCAGACCCCUUGGCGACUGCAUGUAAAUGAGCGCAGUGCUCAAGCCAGGCUUCAGCCUUACAUCGACAGAGCAAUUGCCAGACAAAAGUACCAAUACUUUCUCGCAAAGCUCAUCAAGUGGGGAAUCAAUUUCAUUCUUCUGCUCCAAGUUACGGUGGGAGCUUUGGUAACUAUUCUUACAGUUCUGGAACCAAGCGAAAAGACGAGGCUAGCUAUUGCUGGGUUGGGUGCUUUGGGAACCCUCACAGCAUCUGUGCUCGCCAGGGCAAAGGGGACAAAUCAACCUGAGCUCGCCGAGACUCAUGCUCGAGAGCUGGAAAAGUUUAUUGGACAGUGCCAACUGUUCGUUGGAGAUGUGGGAUCGGCCGUUGGUCCUGAGAUCGAUGCACAAGUCUUGGAGUUCGUGCGCCAAUUCGACGCGAUUGAGGAUAAAGCCGUAGACUGCCGCUCGUCAUUGAGAAAGGUUCCGGGUUCACAACUUAAGGAUGAAGCAUCGGAACGUGUGGCUUGGUCUGUGAUUCCUGGACGAACCGCAGAAGAAAGACUUAGACCAUACAUCGACAGAGCAAAAUCUAACUAUAAAUGGCAGUUCUUUCUCGGAAAGGCCAUGGCUUGGGGAACGAACAUUCUUAUUAUACUUCAAGUUGGGGUGGGGGCUAUGGUAACUGUUUGUACAGUUCAGAAGCAAACCGAAAUGCUUCUAUACUUGCUAGGGCAAAGAGAAGUUUAUCUCGAGUGUGAGAUGUUCGUUGAAGAUGUCGGCACAACCUCUGGGCCAGAAAUAGAUGCGCAGGUUGCACGCUUCGUUCGCCAGUUUGACGCAAUUGAGGAUAGAGCUAUUGAGGAGAGGCCUUCCUCAACGCUGUUCGGCCGCCUCAAGGAUCAUAUCGAAGAAAAUCACGUCCCAGACCCCGAGAGCUCACGACCCCCCUUGAGUACGAAGGAAUCCGCUGCUCCGGCUCCUCCGACCACGGCUCCGAAAACUCGAAAAGUUCAGCCGAGUACCCGGACUGCACAGGAAAGACUGCAGCCAUAUAUAGACAAGGCUAUUAAGAGGCAGAGAUAUCAGUUUUACCUCAGUAAAGUGAUCAAGUAUGGAAUAAACGUCAUCAUAUUCGCGCAGAUUAUAGUGGGGGCAUUGAUAACGAUUAUAUCGGUGCUCAGUCCUAGCGAGGGGACACGAAUCACUACGGCUGUAUUGGGAGCAGUAGGCACUUUUACAGCUUCUGUGUUAGCCAGAGCAAAGGGAACCAACCAACCGGAACUUGCGGAGACACACGCAAGAGAGUUGGAAAAGUUCAUUGGUGAAUGCCAGCUAUUUGCUGCCGACGCAGGUGAUGUUAUUGGACCCGAAAUAGAUGCCAGGGUUAUAGAGCUUGUCGACCAAUUUGAAGAAGUCGAGGAUCGCGCGGCAGAGGCUUCACGAGGACGCGAACUACAAGGUCUUCCGACGUGGGCUCUGCGGCCGCGUAUGGCAGGAGGACUGUACGGAGGGAUAAAAUUUUCUGCGAAUGGGACGUCUGAGGCGACUGUCGUAACUCCUGUUGAAGCGCCGGCUCCUGUUGCUAGUGCCCCGACCCCUCAAGUGGCUGCGGAAACACCAGCCGCUGCACCAAGCGAACCUGUUGCGGCAACCAAGCCAGAUGAUUCGCAAAAGAAGUCUGCAGGAUGGUCUGCCGCACUCUCCUUUGCCCCUACUCGGCGAAAGGCGCCCACAACACAGGCUCGCCCUUCGUAUGCUGGCUUUACUACUUCGAAAGUUUCGGCUGCUGUCCCACCGACACUUGCCGCCUCUUCGGCUACGAUCUCAGCACCGCCGGCUGGGGGUUGGGCGAAGAAAAUCAAGGCUCCAUCGAUGGUACUAGACGAAGAUGUCAAUGGAUUCCGUGCAGUAGGCGGAGGAAAGAAGAAGGGAGCAGGUUCACGCAAGAAGGGAAAAAAUGCUGCAAAUGCCCCCCCAGCUUGGGACCCCAUGGAACCUUACGAUCCUCGCGCUCCAAACGAUUACUAUGAAUACAAAGCAUGGAAACAACGGGAGCACGACGAUUCUCUAGCAAGACGACAAGCAGAACUCAGGGAGGAGUCACGAGGUCGCAAACGAUCCUGGAAGGACGACGACCGCUCGGAUGAGAGCGACGACGCGUCGGAAGAUAGCAGAGAUUACGAUAGAUGGCAAAACCGACCGCGCAAAACGGGUCGCUACGAACGUUCCAGGUCUACACACCGCUCCAGGUCUCGGUCUCGGUCCCGUUCGCGCUCCCCCAGGCGCUCGCCAGAGCAUGAGGAACAGCCAGUCCGCCGAGCACCGCCCUCCUUUGCUCCUGCAUCUAUGCCCACCGAGGAGCCGAGCGCUGCGGCAAGUGGGGAAGAAGCAUACCUAAGACGCCUGGCAAUGUCUACGAGAGCUGCUCGGGACCCACCUCCCAAUACUGAAGAACCUGCGACGGUCUCUCUCGCUACGACUGGCGACGAAGCCUAUGCUCGACGACUGGCCAUGUCUCAGGCCAUGUCGCAACCUCCUGCUGCCAACAACCCCCUGCCAAACGCCUAUCCCCAGUUUGCUAGGGCACAACAACCCGAUGUACUCCCUGAAGACGAUCCGAUUCCGUCACCCCCCGUUGACACACCCCCAGAACCAGAGCCAGCCCCAGCCCCUGCGGCCGUUCCCGUGCCCACGGGCCCCACUCCCGGCAGCGAAGAAUUCGAUGCCCAAGUCAAGGCGCGAAGAGAAGCAGCAGCUGCUAUAGCCGCUCGUCUUGGUAAACUAGCCAACGCUGCUCCAAGUCAGCCGGCAGCGCAGGCUCCAGCACCCCCACAGCAAGAAAGCGGCGAAGAUCCCGACCCACGUGGUUUUGCUGAAAGGAUGAUGGCUAAAUGGGGUCACAAGAGUGGACAAGGUCUUGGCGUUAAUGCCACAGGUAUUGUCCACGCAUUGACUGUAGAACAGUCGAAUCGACCCAAAGGCAAUAAAGCGGGAGGUUCUGCUGCUGGAGGCUUUGGCGCCAAAGAAGGGAACCGAAUGGGGAAGAUUAUCAAUGCAAACGAGGAUGUGCGCCAGAAAGAGGAGCUCGAACGAAGACCUGGAGACGACGAAUUACCCGAUGAAGUUGCACAAGAGUGCAAUAAACACGGCGUCGUUGAACGCGUCUUUGUUCAUGCCGUCUAUCCGGAGCCUGCCAAAGAAGAAGACGCGGUUCGUGUGUUUGUCAAAUUCUCGGGGCCGGUUGGAGCAUACAGGACAGUCCGCGAUUUUGACGGCCGGUUCUUCGGUGGCCGACACACGACCAGCAUUGACGCAAAUAUGCCCGUUGCGACACCCAAAGCGGCCAAGCCGUGUACCUUGAGAGGCUCGCAUCGGCCCAUAGCAGCAUUGUUCGUCGGCGAGGCCGAGGCAACAGAGCUCGCGACCGAGGAUGUUGCUGAUGCAAUGGGUGAAGUGGUCGGUAGGGCCGUGACGGCGCCCCUGUCGUUGUAG
Molecule: messenger RNA, 5124 nt
Organism: Rhizoctonia solani
Lineage: Eukaryota; Fungi; Basidiomycota; Agaricomycetes; Cantharellales; Ceratobasidiaceae
Product: Permease for cytosine/purines, uracil, thiamine, allantoin
Exons: 56
Coding region: 1-5124 (1707 amino acids)
Biological process (GO): nucleobase transport; transmembrane transport
Cellular component (GO): plasma membrane
Molecular function (GO): nucleobase transmembrane transporter activity; nucleic acid binding
Source: RefSeq, a predicted model, not a curated record